AUGCUCUGCGCAAGCGCACCUGUUUGCGAAGCGUCCACGCAACACCCUUAUCCAGAGCCUUACCCGUUCACCAUCUCCAAAGCCUCCAAUCAGAAUACACGUGCACUUGCACUUGCAGAAAAGCGAGCGGGAUGGGAGUAUGGUCCUUCGGUCGCUGGGGACACGGCGUUUUAUCCGUCAGGCUCUAUCGGCGGUCCCGUUGCGAAGAAGGUGACCGAUCGCUUCAGCACAUUUCUAGACGCAGUGCAUGCUAAUGUCAUCAACGAUUCCAGAAUCGCCGCGGCGUCGAUCUCGAGGGAGGGGGGAUUAAAGAGCAUACACGAUUAUGCGAAGUUGUAUAAAGAACAAUGGAAGCAAUCGGCGCCCGAAGGACCCUAUCCAGGGAUCUUGACGAACUACACAGACGAUCUCCUCUUCUCCAUGACCCAGCUGUCUGAGAACCCAUACCGAAUUUCUCGUAUUCCAAAAAACGCGCAACUUCCUUUCGCUGUUUCCAACGCAAGAGCGAUUGCCGGCCAAACAUUGGCCUCUCUACAAGAGGCUGGCCGUCUGUUUCUUACCGACUUUCUCGAUCAAGCAAGCCUGCGGAAGACCACUGGAAGAUACGGCGCUGCUUGCCAAGCUUAUUUCUUCAUUCACCCAGCGUCUGGUGACUUCUUGCCGCUCGCCAUAAAACCCAACGUCGAAGGUUCGGAUCUCGUCUACACACCGCAGGACCUACCUAGCGACUGGUUACUGGCGAAGAUGAUGUUCAAUUCCAACAGCUUCUGGUAUGCACAGUGGUAUCAUCUAGCAGCUACUCAUGUAGUGGGCGAGAUUGUGUACCUAAGUGCUAUUCGAACACUGAGCGAAGAACAUCCCAUCAUGGCCAUUCUCCAUCGACUACUCAAAGACGCUUGGGCGUUCCGGGUCGUAGCUGUUCAGCGCCUGAUCUAUCCUGGUGGUCCCAUCGACGAGCUGUUUCCCUGGAACGGUAGGGAAGCAAGCAACUACACUGAUACGCUUUACCAGUCGGGCGAAGCCAGCGCUUUCCAGUCCAACUAUUUCGAGCUCAAUCUGCAAAGACGCGGCUUGAUUGACUCAGCGUUCGGGCCUAGGAUCGAGACAUUUCCUUUUCACCGGGAUGCCUCUGUAAUUCACAGCGCAAUUCGCCGUUUUAUGGCCGCUGUUGUACAGUCGUACUACCCAGAUCCUAGCGAUAUUACCGGCGAUCAUGAGCUGCAAUCAUGGGUCAGGGAAGCCAGACCUGCCCAAAUCGUCGACUUUCCCUCGUCUAUCGAGGACCAGGGCACUCUAGUCGACAUUCUAACGCACGUUGCGCACUUGGUGUCUGUUGUACAUGGUACGCUGAACCUAAACGCUCUCGCUACCUCUUCAGGUUCCCUUCCUUUGCACCCUUUCGCAUUCUACACGCCCUUGCCGAUGACCAAAGGGGUUCGCGACAUCAUGCCCUUCCUGCCACAAGUAGAAGCUUCUGUUGGUCAGGUCGCACUAGCGGCAGACUUCAGCCGCCCUGGUUUUGUCAACAGUGACCAGACGAUCGCGCACAUGUUUGACAACACAACAAUGCUGGCUAGAAUGCCUGAGCCUGUACAAAAGGCGGAAGCAGAUUUCCGGUCUGCGAUGGAUCGCUACAGUGCAGCAGUGAGAAAUAAGGUUUUUGAUCAGGAUGGGCUGUGUGGAGGCAUGCCUUAUUGCUGGUCGACAUUAGAUCCAAACAGUGCAACUUAUUGGUUGACCGUCUGA
Bipolaris maydis ATCC 48331 is the source of this 1746-nucleotide messenger RNA. RefSeq names its product lipoxygenase. The record is from RefSeq and is a predicted model, not a curated record. Gene Ontology annotation, biological process: lipid oxidation. Gene Ontology annotation, molecular function: oxidoreductase activity, acting on single donors with incorporation of molecular oxygen, incorporation of two atoms of oxygen; metal ion binding. NCBI's taxonomy places the organism in Eukaryota, Fungi, Ascomycota, Dothideomycetes, Pleosporales, Pleosporaceae.